Molecule: messenger RNA, 1966 nt
Organism: Zophobas morio
Lineage: Eukaryota; Metazoa; Arthropoda; Insecta; Coleoptera; Tenebrionidae
Exons: 5
Coding region: 338-1774 (478 amino acids)
Source: RefSeq, a predicted model, not a curated record
GACGUUUGGCGUUUGACAAUUUGUGGUUCUGUGUUUGACAGAAUAAAAGUGGGAAGUGGUGAGAGAGUCGUCAACGGUAUUAUUAGUAUUUGAUUUAUUGAUCAACGGUACCAUAAAAACUGCUAUUUACAUCGUUAAUUACACGGAAAUGCGACAAUACGCCAUAUUAGUGUGACGUAGCAGUUGUGGUAGGUCAAGCACAGUGAAGCUAAACAAACACCGAAUUGUUAAGGGUUUUGCGUGUUUUUAUUAAUUAUAAACUUAUUAUACAGUUGUAGUGUAUCAAAAGUGAAUUGUGAGUGUUGAGGAGUUGAACUCAGACCUUUGAAGGGGCAAAAUGGGAAUGUGUUGGGCACCUGAUUGCAAGCACUACAGUACCCGCGAUACUUGUAGGUUUUUUAGGUUUCCGAAAUCGGAAAAGGAAAGAGCAAAAUGGAAACGUUUGCUUAGGAGAGAUGUUGAACCAGGCCCUGGUGCAUACGUCUGCAGUUGCCACUUUAGGGACGGAGAGAAAAAGAAUGGCCCUGAGUUGUUCUUACAUAAUAUUAAAAAAAAAUUCAUUGCUUCAACGCCUGAGAAAAAAAAGAAGCGAACAAGGAAGAUGAAGACUUUCGAUGAUCCAGCAAUACCUGGUCCUUCAUCAGCUGAAGAAAUGCCAUCAACUUCAACAUCGUUUAGAGAUGUGGCAAUAUUAACUGUCGAAGAACCAUCAGCAUCACAUGCAAGACCAUCAACCUCCAGUGCAGGGCCAUCUUCAGCAGCUCAAUCGGUGUCAGCUGCUUCAAAUGUUGCUCUGGAAGUUGAAGUGUAUUUUUUAAAACAAAGACUCCAAGAAUGUGAGGAAAAGAUUAAGUACCUCUCAGUGAGAUUUUCAUAUGAGAAUAUUAAGAAUAAUGACAGACUUGUACUUUUGUACACUGGACUGCCAAAAAGUACAAUUUUUGAGACUUUAUUUAAGCUCAUUGAAAACAUUGAGAUUAAGUGGUACUUAAAAUGGGGCAUCAAAAAGUUGAAUAAAAUUGAUCAACUGCUGCUGACGUUGAUGAAACUUCGGCUAAACUGCCCCCACCUAGAUUUAGCACAACGUUUCGAUAUUUCGCAAGCAGCUGUAACGAAUAUCGUGAUUACAUAUGUGCAUCUAAUUUAUGAAGUCCUAUAUCAACAAUUUAUGGAGGUGAUACCAUCUCGACAGAAAAAUAAGUCUUGUUUGCCAACAAGCUUCAGCAAUUUUACAAAUUGCAGAGCAGUUCUAGACUGUACAGAAAUAUUUACAGUUGUUGCUAGAACGUCAAUGAAAAAGCAACGUCUUACGUACAGCAACUACAAACACCACAACACUUUUAAGGGCUUAAUAGGUGUGGCUCCAAAUGGUGUCAUUACCUAUGUAAGUGACCUGUACGUGGGAUCUACUUCAGAUCAAAAAGUUGUACAGGAUUGUGGGAUAUUAAAACAGUUAGAAGUGGGCGAUUUAAUAUUAGCCGACAGGGGUUUUCUUAUUCAAAAUAUAUUGCCUCCUGGUGUGAGUUUGAAUAUUCCACAAUUUUUAAGAAGUCCCCAGUUUACACCAGAACAAGUCCAAUGCACUGAAAAUAUAGCACGUGCAAGAAUUCAUGUGGAACGGGCUAUACGACGCAUGAAGUGCUAUCACAUUUUAAAUUUCAUGCCACGCUCAUUAUGUAGUUAUGGGGAUGUGGUAUUUAAAGCUGUGGCAGCAUUAACAAAUCUACAAUAUCCCCUUAUUAGAGAAGUGAGCCAAUUUUUUAACGACGAGUAAACGUUUAAUGAAACAUUGUACGUUAAAAAAAACCUUUAAAGCAAUGCUCAUGGAGUCCCUUAACACCAGACCACAGGAAGUCAGCUGGUAAGAGUCUGAAACUUCCCAAAAUAGUGGAACCAUGCUCCAGGAGGAUUUCGCCCCCACCAGAAAAAAAAACUACAUAAUUUCUUAUGUACAAUUGUUUUAUUU